Molecule: messenger RNA, 11297 nt
Organism: Caenorhabditis auriculariae
Lineage: Eukaryota; Metazoa; Nematoda; Chromadorea; Rhabditida; Rhabditidae
Source: the annotation of a GenBank genome assembly
AUGCUGUAUGCUCUCACCAUGUCAGAUGUUUUCCCAAUGCACGGUUUGUUUUAGAACCUCUGGUAGCAAAAAGUCUUUCACCCGUGAAAAAAAUAUGAGAAAAAGUUUCUGGUGAACAAACUUUUGUGGGAAAUACACACAUAAACGUACAUGAACUGAAAUGGAUUUGAAUUUUGUUUGUUCAAUUGUGCCAAGCUGCGACGAGCGACAGAAAGUUUUUUAAGUUCGUGAUAGAUCUCAAGUUUUGAGCAUAUGAACAGCAAAAAAAAAAGAGCUCGAGAUAAAUCUUGAAAAUCUCUUCUUUGGCUGUAUUUUCAUUCAGUAAAAAGUAUCUGUCUCUAUAAAUGCGAGAGUUUAGAGAAAGCAAAAACGCGAAAAACGAUUUUCGAAGUAAAGCUGCUCUAUGGAGAAGAUGAUUUGUCCUUUUUCAGCCUUCUUAGUCACCUUUCUGAAUUUUUCCAUUUUUUUGUUCUCACUUAUUCAGUGCAAUGUAAGAUUCAAGUAGUUGUGAAAUACCGGCCACGAAUCGGUUUUAGUAACAGUUUCUUUGAUUAUUUGAAUUUUCAUAAUGAAAGUUCAAAAUGAAGCAUUCAUCUCGAACCUUAUGCUCUACUCGCAGUAUGCUUAUGAGGAUUUCAAAAUCUUGUUCGGUACGUUUGAAAAUUCUUGAGUUUUGAGCGAAAUGAUAGUUGAACAUAAUUCUUAAAUUGAAAAAAAUAAUCAAUGACUAUUACUUUUUUUGCUUCCAUUUGAGGAAAACUGAGAUUUUCAUUUCUCGAGACGGAGGAGCGUAUUCAGGCUCUGCACUCAAGUGGCCACUCUGCGCUUGCCGUGGGACACAUCCUCCGUCUUGAGGCGCCGCCCCUUGCAUCGCCGUCCGCUGUCAGCCGGCCAUCAUCUCGCUUCUUCAUCAUACGUUCCUUUUACUCUCCGAUCCAACCGAAAAUCCUCUUUCCUUUUUGUCACCCAGUUGCUUCCGGUAAGCAGCCAAUUACGACGAGCCGCUGGACGUGUCGCUAAUUAUAUUUCACGUCCGGCAUGCUCGACCAGGAGAAUGUCAACUAACUUGUUUCCGCCGAUUCGGCACGACUCUCCUGGGAUUCAGAGGUUGCUCUGAUCUCACGCUCAAAACGCCAUUUGUCAUUUGUAAAGUGUCAAACGUGCCCGCAACAAUUGUUGCACAACACUGUUUUGCUUUUUCCUGAAAGCCUUCUUACGGCUUUUUAUGAAAGUUCAAAAUCAUUAUUUCAUUUUUUGAUUUUGCUCCUUUUUUGCUCUUCCAGUUCUUCCGAAUGUUAUGAGAAUUCAUUUUGUUUUGAUUUCUUUUAAAGUAUCAAAUAAAAACACUUUAGUUAUUACUUGCUCAAAAAAAAAUUUACUUCAGUUCUAGGCACGAUUGGAAAAUAAUGUUUUUAGCAUCCGAAAUUCUCUCGAUUGCUGAAGUUGAAUAUUUCUCAUUGGCAUAAAUAAACCAAAAAAAAAAAGCUUUUUCCCUCUUCCCCCUCUUUGUUUGGCCUUCUGAACUUUCUAUUCAAUUUUCUCGUCGAAGCCGUGAUUCAUGUGAUUUUUUUUUCUCAUUCAGAAACAUUUUUUUUCCAGGUUAUGGCCUGAUAAUCGUCUCGAAGCCAAAAUGACAGUGGCGAACCUCCUUUUGAAAGCUUUCUCGCUAGUUCCGCAUUUGAACUUCCAGUUCAAAAAGACGGACGAUGUCUUCAAUCUCGACUGGCGGAGUGAAUAUAUUCAGGUGCGUGCUAUUUUAUUUUGCGAGAAUGCAAUAAACAGGAAGCAAAAAGUGGUAGUGGGUGCAAUGGGAAGAAAAAAGAAGGAAUAAGAGCUUGCUGGGUCUUUCUGCCAAUGCUCGUGGAUUACAACAUGUGCGCGCCAGAUGAGCGUGAUCUGUCGAGUUUCGUUGUGUUACUGUUUGCGUUUUCUCGCUUAGGUUACACAAAAGAUAUUUUUUUCUCCUUAUUUUUUUGAAUUAGUUACUUAAAAAUAAAACUUGUUCAUGUUAAAAAAAAAAGACACGGACAGCUUCAACUUUUGAAAUUUACCCAUUUUAGUGUGAUGUCGGCUAAGAAUUUAAAAAAUAGUCGAGACACAGUGAAACUUCAGAAAAAUGAGGAUGAUCCGAAGUAGUACUCAUAUCUUAUUUAAAACCAAACUUCUGAACUGUCGAAAACGUCUAAAAACGUGAGACGAAAAUCCCACUUUUCUAAAAAGAGAAGACAAAAUCUUUUUUCACAGAUAUCUGAGGCAUUUUUUUCAACUAAAAAUUUCAAACGAAAAACGAAAAAAAUAACGCUAAAGAAAUGUUUCAAAAAGUUAUUAAAACACAAAUAAUUAAGGCCAGUGAGAGCUCAAGUCUUGCAAAUCAAAUACACAGAAAGAAAACUGGAAUACUCUGAAAUAAUGCAAUAGACUCACAGACUUCCAUUCAAAUUUAUUCACACCUUCUCACCAUUCUCACACCAGUUGAUAGUUGGGUGCGGAGGAGCUGGUUGAAACUUGAGGAGCGGAGUGUUUGUUGUGAGAUGCAUAUAAAUGUGGAAGAGACCGCUCGGCGGAGGAUCCAUUUCACGACAUCGCUUCGCUGACCAUAAAGGAUUUGGACGCGCGGCGUAUUGUGUGGGGUUGCCGAGGCGAACGCCUAUCACUAGCUGACGUCGGCUGCUUUUGAAUCGUGGCAAGGCUUUGAAAUUUGGGGAUUUUUCAAUCUAUGGAAUCAAUUUUCCGAGUCGCUCGAAGUUCAUGAAAAUUUGAACAACAAUGUGAAUGAAUCAAAAGUUCUUUGAAUCUUCUAAAAUUUUUUUCCAAGGAUAGAUGGAAUGUUUGUUGUGGAUGUACACUCUCUACAGCACUAACUCAGCUUUUUUAUUCAUGAUAAAUAAAUAAAAUCUAUAAAAUUUGUAAUAUCUGAACCUCUGGGAGUUGUGAGUUUCCACGUUUAAAAUAACCUGAAAACCUUAAAAAACUUCAAAAUUCUCUCAGAUGCUUUUAAUCGUACAGCUGAGAUUUUUCUUUCUCACUCGAACGAUACAAAAAGCUUUCAAUCGUUAAAAGCCUCCACAUGCGACCACGUCAUCACUUUUAAGUGCUUUAUUCGGUUUGCUCAUUGUUCGAAAAAAUUGAAUCAAAUGUAUAUAAUUCGGUUGAACAUUUUAUUUCAAUGAAAAAAGCAGCAGGAAGGAAAAUGAUUUGAGAAGUUGAAAAGUUCUUAAAAGCCACUAUCCGAAAGAAGUUCAAUCAGAAACUCAUAUUUCUUGUUUGAAAAAUAUUUUUUUUCAAAAUGAUCAAGUUGAAGAAGCUUCGAAAACGCUUGCACUUUCAAUAACAAUGCACUUUUGAUCACGUUCCUCUUCACUAAAAUGUCCAAGACCACUAAAUUCAGUCGUAGAGUGAGCGUGCAUACUUCUGGAAGCGGGCCCAAAAAGUUGACAAUCGAGAGGCUAAUUGCGCAUGAAAAUGUUCCUGCCAGUUGGCGCAAAGAGUAAUCCUGGUAGUGCAGAAAAAUACCAGGAUAAUCGUUUUAAAAGUUGGUCGCGAAAAAUCGGAACUCUGAAAAAAUAAAGAAUGAAACGGUUAGAUUAACUUUGAAACAUUUUUCUUACGUCUUUUUUUUUCGAAUUUAUUCACUUUCAAAUGCUCUGUUAUCCUAUAGAAUAGCUCGAGGCAUUGUAGUCACAUUCUGGAAGCUGGCCCGCAAAAAAACGCGAGAGGAUCGGUUGCACCUUUGAAUCGCUUUGCAGUGGAAAUGAGAAAAAUCAAGCUGUUAAAGUAUCAGUAAUUCUUUGACUGAGCUUCGAAAUCGUAACUCAUAAUGAUAUACCACCAUCAAAGAUUAAUUUUCCUCGAAAUAGAAAGGCAGCGGGAUUUGGAUGGAUUAAUACGGAUGGAGGUCCGCUGUCAAUCACUGUACACGCCAGUCGGGUUGAUGUGCCAUCAAAGGUCGCAAUUAUCCGCGGUUGGCGUCUUGGUCGUUUCGCCGCCGCCAUAAAUCCCAGCCGCCAUUGGACCGUCACGGUUACCGGUCUUCAAACAAUAACCAAUGUUGCAUAGUUAUAUGGCCGGGAAAAACUAUCUUUCGAAAGUUUUCCGAUUAAAGUUCUUCCAGAAUAAUCGUGUUCCUGAGAGUGUUAGGAGAUAUAAAACAAACGUUGAAAACGGAUAUCGACUUGAUACUUUUUCCAAGUGAUACUUCUCGUAGAUAUUCCCAUAGAUAUUCGAGUCAGCCGUUUUAGGCUGGCAGUAAUGCACUCGUUCUCAAAUCUGUACUUUCAAACUUAAAGAAAAUUGCUGAGCUUGAAAAAAAAAUCUGAAUGAAUAUCAAAACUGUAAGUAGCAAUAAAACAUUAUCCGCAGAGAUAAAAAAAAAUGGUUUCGACCAAAACUGCUGAUGAGACGGGGCAACACGGGGCGAUGAAGCGGCCCGCCCACCCGCAAGCGGUCUUUUUGACAAAAAAAAACCUUUUUCUUAUGUUUUUCUCUGAACAUUUUAUCCCUAAUUUACUAAGUUUUUACUCAAUUUCAACUUAGCGGGUUGCCCUGUCGGCAGCUCUACUUCCAACAACCAAAUGAACCGUCUUGAAAAUUAAAAACGAAAGAUAAUUUUCAGAGCUUGGCGUUAAUCGCGGCUCUGGGUGGCUUGAUCAGUUUCCUUCUUCUGCUGACAAUCGUUAUUGUAUGGGUCUGCCAGACAUGCAGGACCAAUGUGACCACGGGAAAAACUCGUCGGAAGGUCCGACGGCUCUCAACAGCCCUUUUCGUCCUCUCCGUCGCCUGCUUGUACGUUUCCUGAAAUGCAUUGCAACUUUCCGAUUCCACAUUAUUCGCAUUGUUUGCUACUGUUUGGGUGCAAAAGCGUCCAUGUUUGUUUUUGAGAUUGAGGCUUUGCAUUCGCGCCCGAAGGCACAUAUCGUGAUUGAAUUAAGCGCUCUCAUGUUUGGAGUCAUGGUUUGGUUGCAGCUUCAUGCUGGGGAUCUGCUUGUUCGCCAACGAACAUAUCAACCGAGGGGUUUCCGUAUCGAUCGAUUCGGUGGUCAGCCUCAAAAGGUCCUACAAGCUUUCUUAUGCGCAGGUUUGAAGUUGAAAGACAUUUUUUGAAUUUUCAAGUCAACUAGAAAAGGCGAUUAUUGAAAAUAGAUCAAAUGCUUUGGACACCGAUUAAAAUUAUUGUGCAGAUGCCAAAAUUUUGAUAUUAUCUGGUUGAUAAAAAAAAACUCUCAAGGUUGAGUUAGGAUUUUUGGAAGUUUUGCUCAAAUAUACUUCGAUGAACUGGAGAUUGACAUUAUCUUCAAAUAAUUUUUAAUUUCAGAGAUAUGAAGUUUCGAAGAACACAGUUUUUUUCAAAAUCAACAGCUUUUUUUAUUUUCAAAAAUCUUCUUUUCAGUCAGCCAGAUACACCUUUUAAUCCCAGAAAAAAACAUUGAAUUGAAUUAUCACUUCUCCGAAAAAGUUAAUUUUUUUCAAAGAAAAAAAUGAAAACAUCAACAAGCUUCAGAUAUUGCCUGUUUAAAAAAACCUUGACAAGUUCAAUUCGAAAAAAAAAACUCUUAGAGAGUUUAGUUUCUCAAAAAGUUAUCCAUUGGCUUCCGAAAAUUGACGGGCCAGACUCCGAAAAUGUAAUAAAUUCCAGGUCGGAAGAAUGGAGGAGACGGCGCGGAACACGUCGUCGCCCUUGACGAACCUCGGUGCCAUCGUCAACAAAGAAGGGGCUAAAAAGGGCGUCAACCAAACGGUUUUUUUUAAUUUUUAUUCUGGAUUAUGAAAAAAAAUUGAGUAAAAAAAAAUGAUCGAAACUUUUAAGCUGUUGCAAGAAUCGAAAGUCAUGCUUCAAAACUUCACGGCAGCUAUUUCGCGCGUCGCCGACAGCGGGAAAGUUUUUCUCGAAGAUCACGAACACGACUUGGAACGGCUGGAGCGGAUUCGGAGUCGAAGCGCUUCUUAUGAAAGCGAAAGGUUUGUCUUUUUUUCUUCUUAUCGGGGUAGGACGAAAUUGAUUGUACCGGUUCCAUUUUUUUAUUAUUUUUUUAGAAACUUAUUUUUUUAACUUUUGCAAAAUAUGCUUUUUGAAAAUUAUUUUUUUCAGAUGAUCUCAGAUAGAGCUAUCCCAAGUUUCGAAUUUUUUGCUGAAAAGAUAAAUGCAAAAAAGCGGAGAGUUGAAUGAAAUUUUCCGAGAGGCAUUUUUAAGAGAUUGAGUCCAAAUCAGUCUAACAAAAAAGCCUCCUUAGACUUAAGAUGAAGCUGUAACGGAAGAGAUUUUCAACUUGACUUUUGCAGUGAGAAAGGGAAGAUUUUUUUUUAGGUUUUAUAUUUCUGCUAAAAGGGAACAUAAACAAUUUUUCUACUGUUCCUUAACCAGAAAGUCUGAAAGUACCUCUCAGAAAAGUUUCAUAAAUUUUUUGCACCAGAAACUUUUCAGCAUGCUUAAAAAAAUUUCAAAAUGACCGCUCUGACAGUACAAAAUAAAAAAAUUAUAAUUUCAACAUUAAGAAGUCAAAGUUCUGAAAGUUUUGAAACCAAGAUCUACUUCGAAGCAUAGCAUAAGUUUUGAUAAAAAGUUAAGUGUUCGAUUUCGAAAAUCUCGAGCAACACUCAUGAAUGAUUCAAGGCUAUCUGGCUCGAGUCAAGUGGACAUAUGCAAAUUUUGAUGUUUGCAAUUUGGGAGCCGCUGUCUUUUAGGCCUGUGCUACUCGACCUCGUAAGAGUAGCUAGCCGAGCCAAUAUUUGCUCGACCUGAUGCGAAAACUCGCCGGCACAUGUAUCCAUUCAAAUGAGUAGGCCUGGUCCAAUUACGUCGAUGUGUGGGAAAAAUGAGCUUCGUUAAGGAUCGAAAAAAUAUCGAAAAAGUUGAAUAAGUAAAGAAGAAGAAUGCAAGCUGAAAAAUUGCCAAACUUUAAAGGAAUUGUGUACAAUAUCAACAGGGGAAAAUUAGAAAAAGCCAGGAUACAAUUCCACCAAAAGGGCCCAUUGAGCUUUGUCAAUUUUUUCAAUUUCGUUUUUUUUUCAGAUGGGCUUUCCUCGUCAUCGUUCUCUCAAUAACCAUAUGUGUACUGUUUGCUGGUGUCAUCGCAUUCUGUCGCCAAUCCAAAAAAGGAGCUGUGAUCUUUAGGUAUUCCACCUUUCAUCUACUCCUUAAUUAAGUGCUUCAGUGCCGUUGGGUUUUUCAUUUUCAUAAUCGUCUGGGUGUUAAUUGCGGUUAUUUUCCCAAUUUCUAUUGUGAGUUUCAGCCAUAAUAUUCGAGUAGAGUAUCGACAUCAAUUAAGGGACUCUCGGAUUUCUGUACGAACGGGAAAAAGUUUGCGAUGGAGCAACUUGGAAAUCUUGACGAGAGUGUCGAGUUCUAUAAAACUUGCGCACCACGACCAGCAAAUGAUAUUCUGCCACCGGACGUCAAUCGAUACCUCGAUUUGAUGAAGUAUAUCACGGGCUCGAAGUCAAAGCUCGAUGGACUUCUCCAAACAACUUUCAAUUCCAGCGAAGCGGUGAGCUACGAAAAGUUUGAAAAAUAAAUUGGGUCGAGAGGUUUUCUCGAUUUGUUCAAUGUGUGAUGACUUUUUGAUUUAUCUUUGUAGUCCAUGGUGAGUGGAUUGCAAUCAAUUAGGACCUCUUUUCUCCUUUUUUUUUUGAAUGGUCAUGAUUCUCAUUGUUAGUGAACAAUUUCUCAAAUCGUUCUGCGAGAAUAAAAUCAAACUCAAAACGAAAUCGUCUGGGGACGUGGCAACAAUACAACUAUUUUUAGAUAACGAACGCUACAAUGUUGGUGGGUCAACACGUUUCUGAUUUGGUGAAAUUGGAGGGAGCCGUUGGAUCGGCGUCCGCAUGCUUCGUUUUCCACGAUGACAUCAUCAACUUCUACUACGGCGUUUGUGAUCAAUCAAUGUGAGCAUCUUACAUUUCUUUCCUUAUGAAAAUGAUCUCAGGAUUCGUUCGGGAAUAAAAAAAACAAAAAAAAAAAUUCAGAGCUAUCAAGGGGCUACGUUUUUUUCAUGAAAACUUUUGAAAACUUUUUGAAAAUUCUCAGAUUAUUAUGUACAUACCAAGAAGCCUGAAACUUCUUCUAUCGGCCUAAAUUUUCAUUUUAAAAGUGGCUUGAGAUUUUUAAAUCAGAGGUUUCUGAAAAGAAUAGUUUGUUUUCAAUGAUCAAAAAAAAUUGAAGUACGUGUUCCAGAUUCUCAAUCCGUUUGCCUCACAGAAAUCAACAAGUGUGUUACCACGAUCAUUACGGACUCCUAUGCCAUGGCUACCGAGAGAGGAUUCGGUUGAUGUUUUUGAGCCGACUUUGGCAUUGAAGUCCCCUAGAGUCAAGGAAUAAGAAGAAUCCGCCCCCGGGUGCCGAUCACGACGUUGGAUUCGACUCAGAGCCUGCUCUAAGUCCUCUAGGCAGCUGGAAAAAGCCUCAUCGGCGUAAGACGUGGUUGGCGCAUACACUUGGAUGACUCUUACCCGUUCCUUUUUGAGUUUAAGGUCUAGGUACGCAAGUCGAUUGCUAACAGGAGUGAAAUCGACGUUGGCUGCCAAGCUUUUAUGAACGAGGAACCCUACACCGGCUUGAGAUGCCGUCCCAUGGUAGUAGAGGGUGUGCUGGGUGUCGUUAAGCACAAGGCUACCAGUACCAGCCCGGCGAACUUCGCAGAGGCCGAUAAUAUCAAAAUUCACUUCCCUGAUUGCGUUUUCGAGUGCGGCGAGUCGUUCGUUGGUGAGAAGCGAUCUGACGUUCAGCGUUCCAACGAGGAGAGUCUUCACCAUGGUGGAGCAGUACGGCGUCAGGCUUGUCCAGGGCUUGCAGACGACGGAUUAGUAUCUCUUUGCGAGAGCGAUCAAAUUAACCGACCACUCCACGCGAAGAAAUGAGAUAAUAAUAAUAACACCUCUCAAGAACAAAGUCAAAAUAUACCAAGCUUGUAUAGAACCUGCGCUCUUAUACGGAUCAGAAGUCUGGACCCUCAAGAAAACAGAGAUGAACAUGUUAGCCACAUCACAGAGGAAGAUGAUGAGAAGAAUGCUUGGUGUUACUCUAAUGGAUAGAAGAUCAAACAGUUGGCUCCACGAAAGAUUGAAGAUGCGUGAUGCUCGAAUGGUUGCAACAAGAAGAAAAUGGUUCUUCGCAAAGAAAAUCGUGACGGGAGAAGAAACGUGGGCAAAGAAGAUCGUAGAAUGGCGGCCCUGGGAGAAGAAAAGAUCUGUUGGACGACCACGAGCACGUUGGCGAGAUGACUUCCGAAGCGUUCUUGGGGAGAAUUGGUCGACCGUUGCGCGCAACAACAAGGAGCUCUUCAAAAUCUACCAUGAUUCAGCAGAGCCUUUUUGAUUACUCUGAUGUCUGAAUAAAAUUCAAAAAUUCAAUGAUCAAAAAAUUGAAUGACCUGGAACUCUUACGAUUAUUUUUUUUUUUAAACCAUUUUUUUGGAUUCUGUUAAAAAACGAAAAAAUCUUCUUUGUGAGCGAAAAAAUCAAUUCUCAAACCUAAAUUUGAAAAUUUUCAGCGUCGGACUGGCCGUUCUGUUCAUAAGCACCUUCCUUCUCGGAAUCUUCCUUUUCGUCGUGUUGAUCAUCGUGUCUAAAACGUGGCGCCUUUUCACCAAAAUGUAAGGAUCCUUCUCUUUUUCUGUUCAGCACGCAGUUUUUACGUUACAUAUUACUAACUUCUUCGCUUUUGCACUUUUCACGCAAUUUUUUUAACCUUUUAGUUUUCUAUUUUUUAGAGCUUCUGUCUUGCUAAAUUCAAUUAUGAGUAACACAAUGCUAUUUUUUUUCACUGAAAACUCUAAAAAGCUGAAAUCAUGAAAAAAAAUUAUUUGUUCAACAGGCUUUUUUCUGGUGACUUAGAGCGUUUAGCAGAUGAUUUUUUUCUAAAUAAGGCUAUUUUUACUUAGCGGUUGAGAUUUUGCGAAAAAAAUGAGCUACAACAAUUUUUUUGAUGUGCCAAUUAAAGGUUCUGAAGGGCUGAAUCUGCGAAACUUCCUAGUUUUUUUGAGAAAUGAUCAAAUUGUCAAAGUCUUUUUAUUUUUUUCAAAAAAACUAAGAAGCUUUGUAAAUUGAGAUUUUUCCGUAUUUUUUUGUACUGUACGUUAAGGAGAGUACCUGAAUAUUUUCAGGCGAUUUUCUCAAAGAUAAUUGCCUGAAAACUUUUUAAAUCAAAACCAAAGGAUAUUUUAGGUUUUUUGAAUAGCUGGAAGUUCAUUUUGUUCAUAAAUUGAAUCUCACUGCUUCAAACCCUUGCUGUCCAAACAAGUGUGAAGGUUAGGCCGUGACAGGAAUUCGGCGUCCUAUCCUAUCCGGGUGCGACCAUUCCGGUACGAAGCUGCCGACCACGAUUGCGCCUUGUCUUCUGGCACCAAAAACACGCUUUUCACUUAUGAGAGCUCGCUGAACAAGCGUGUCUCGUUCCGGUUUGUACAUGAAUGUUGUGGCCUGCACCCCAGUCGCUUUCUUCAUGUACCUUGGAUUGGUCCCGACCCAAAGCUUUCGAAGUCUGGCAUGAUCCGAAUAUAGUAAUUCAUUAUGUCUGGAGGCAAUAUGGUUUAUAAAGUUGCUAGAUCUUUGUUGAUUUCGUCUUGGAUAAUUUUUCAUGCAAAAAAAUUUAAAUCAAUUCCAAUGAAAAAGUAAUUAUUUUUGAAAGUAGAUGUUAAAUAAUGCAAAAGUCUUUUUAAAAGUCUUUUUGAUUGGGAGGGAACUAUCAAAAAGUAGUUGUAUUUUUUUUGCAUCCUAGUGUUUGUUCGUUUUUUUGCUUCCAUGUUUCCAGAGUUUUCAACUCCCUUCUUUCCAAUUUUUUUCUCACUGACCUCGAAAAAUCGGUUUCGGAUGAUUCCUACAAAUAUUAUUUCUUUCAAAAACUUCUUUCAGGCCGCACGAUUACGUCGAAGUGGAUGAAGACGACAUUUUCAAUCCUCAUCGCGGUAGCGACUCCGCAAUUCCUGUAGACAUCUACGGCACUCAUGUUUUCAACCCGAGGACUAGGUGGGAUCAAAAUGCGGUUUCUCCCUUUCCUACAGAGUCCUGAACUGUUUCACGCUUCUAUCUCCUUUUACGGAUCCUGGGUUUUGUGAUCAUCAACAAGAACAUUUAAGCUAUGCUUGAAAAUUUAGAAAACCUUCUUCAGAGAUCUUUUAUUUUUUUGAUUUCUCAGCUUUUGAUCUGCAACUACACCCUUUCCUCUUUCUCUCUUUCAAACUGCACUCGUCAGGGAUCGAGCUGAGCCUUCCACGAACACGACCAACGGGACUACAGGCGAUGAACAGUCGUCUCUUCUUUGGAACCGCGGCAGCGUGGCUCAUCCUGUCAACAGGUUUGCACCGUAG